AUGAAUUAAUAACUUGAAGAAGAACAAAAAGAAGAGGGCUUUAAUGAAUUAAACUCUGAAUCUCAUAACUUUUGUGAGGAAAUAUAGAAUGGCUAUAGAGUUUAAGAUAACUUUUCCGGAGAUUAAUCACAUUAAAAGCAAUUAACUACGAGUGAAUAAUAAUUAUGCAAAGUAACUCCAACUCCUCCAAUGAUCCCUAUAGAAAAUUUUUUGAUGCUAGAUAAUCAAAAAUACCCAACUCAAUUCUCUGAUUAUGAAUAUAGAACAGAGUAUUAAGAUUAAAACAAUUAAUAAUAUUAACAAGAAGUUAGAUAAGAUUCUAUUACUACUGGCAAUCUAAAUAAUGAGGAAGAUUCUAAACAAAUAUGUAAAUAACUUAAUAUCAAUAAAAAAAUAAAAAAAACAACAUUGAGAGAGAAAAACAAAGAAAAACUAUCUAAAUUAAAAGAGGAAAAAAAAAAUAAACCAUAAUAUUCAAAGUUGAAAAAAAGUAAGUUUUGGAAUCCUUAUUUUAUCGAACUUUAUACACAAUUCUAUUAAUUUAUUUCAAAAGAGUCUUGGUGGUAUGAUAUUAUUAAAUAAGCUCCUAAUUUGAUAGUUUACUUAAUUUGUAAUUAUGAUAAAGAAUUGAAUAAUGUUUAAUGGCAGAGAAUAGUAGAAGAAUUGAGUAAACAGUAUAUUGAUAAGGUAGAAUAAUGGCCUAAAUAUUUAAGCCUUAACUCACCAAUAAAACUUAUAAAGAAGAAGCUUCAAUUAAAAUAAGAAGAUUAUUAAAAACUUAUUAGCUAAAUUAAACCAAUAUAUUUUAAUGAAAUUAAAACAAAAAAUGUAUUAGAAAUAACAUAUAAUUUAUCAUUACAUUGGAACGAUUUUAAAACAUUAUGCAAAGAUAGAGAAAUCGAUUUAAAUUUGGAAAAUAAACAUAACGAAUCUUUUGAAAAUCUUAACAAUGGACUUAACAAUCAAUUGGUUAUAAAGAUUGAUUAACAAUAAUAUAUAGAAAGCUUAAUUAUUUUAGUAGACUAAAUUAAAUAACACAAAGAAGUUUAAUUUACAAAAAAGACUAUAGAUUUUAACAUUACAGAUAUUUAUAAUCUAUAUGAAAAUAACGAACUUAAAAAGUAAGUUGAAUUAAUAUUUUAAUCUAUUAAAAUAGGAUUUAAAUAUUAUAAAAGAAAAAUGAAAACCAAAUCUAAAUAAAAAAAAAAUAAAUUUCUUAAGUAUAUUUCAACUGGGGAUAAUGAUCUUAAUAAAAUAAUUUUUAAACAUUUAAAAUUGGUGGUAAUGAAAGUGGAAGAGAUGAAGAAUAGUCAAAAAUGA
Molecule: messenger RNA, 1320 nt
Organism: Paramecium primaurelia
Lineage: Eukaryota; Ciliophora; Oligohymenophorea; Peniculida; Parameciidae
Source: the annotation of a GenBank genome assembly